AAUAUUUAAUUUUCAAGUCUUCGAGUUUGUGAAUCCGGCUUUUUAAAAUCAAUAUUAAAUAUUUUUUUUUAAUAAAAAAAUAAUAAAUCGAACGAUGAGCGUUUGUUGUGCCUGCAGAAAGCGAAAGAACUCCAGCUCGACCGCCAUUUUCCACGUUUUCCCCCGAGACCGGAAUCAGUCGGAGAAAUGGCGCAAGGCCGUUGGUCUGAAUGGCCCGCCGACUCCUUCCGCCAGAGUUUGCUCGGAUCACUUCACGGAACAGGAUUAUACCAAAGGCUGUGAUGGAGUUUCAAAGGGGAAAUUGCUGCUUCCAACGGCCGUUCCGUCACAAAAUUUGGACUCUCGAACCGACGCGAAUAACGCAUCCCCCGCAAAAGUUCCUCGUCCAUCCUCGACGAUUUCUCCCAAACUACAAGAACUCGAAGAAAUCCUCCAGCAAAACGCCGACCCGGCAUCAAUCAACUACUCACACGACCCGGACGCCCACACCAUCACGAUCCGCUACCAGCCGAUCCCGCAACCCUCGGACAGCCGCGCCAAGCGGGUUUGCACGCGUUGCAACGCGAUCCUUCGGGUGGUCGAUUACGGAACGCACGCCAAAAGCUGCGUCGGUGGCAAGCUGAAACCUUUCCAGUGUGGCACGUGCCAGUCGUGCUACGAAACGAUCAAGGAGCUGCGCCUGCACAAGUGCGAUCCCCACCAGGAACCGGACGACAAAGCGGAACGUCGCGAGCAGCUGGAGCUUUUGACGCAGGCCAUCGCCGGCCGGGAGUACGACUCGGACUCGGAUGAGAUGGACGUGGUAGGUGAAGAGGAGGUGCAACCGAACAAGCGAUGCGCGGAGUGUGACCGGCUGAUUCCGGUUAGUAGGAUGCAGGUGCAUUACCGGAAGUUUCACGGAGAUUGCGCGAACGCACCGUUCCGCUGUCGAUUGUGCGAGAGUCAGUUUGGGUUUUGCGGAGAUCUGUCCAAGCACCUGCGGUCGCAUACGGCGAAGCAGUUGAGGAGUUUGCGCAACCGGAAACCGGAUGGGAUUCCGUUCGACAGUGAUGGUAAGACAUGCUACGAGUGCUACCUUUGUGGGAACGUGUUUGGCACUGAGGAAGCGGUUCGAUUGCAUCAGGGGACGCAUCUGGGGAAUAACAUACGAUGUCCAGUGUGCGGGCGUAACUGCGAGUCGAAGUCUGAUUUCCUGAAGCAUUUGGCGAGUCAUCAGUAGAGAUCUUAAUGUUAUAAACGGUUUAACGUCUUAGAACAUCAUAAAA
Molecule: messenger RNA, 1265 nt
Organism: Culex quinquefasciatus (southern house mosquito)
Lineage: Eukaryota; Metazoa; Arthropoda; Insecta; Diptera; Culicidae
Product: zinc finger protein 25
Exons: 3
Coding region: 95-1219 (374 amino acids)
Biological process (GO): regulation of transcription by RNA polymerase II
Molecular function (GO): RNA polymerase II cis-regulatory region sequence-specific DNA binding; DNA-binding transcription factor activity
Source: RefSeq, a predicted model, not a curated record